UGGGAAAACGACGGGCGCAGGGCGCUUCAAACAGUACGGGUAGUAGAAAAAGUGCAGACACUACGCCACUCCCCCGGAUUCAAUUUACAAGAAACCUUCUUCCAUCGCUGCUGAUUUCUUCAUUCAAAAUCUGUUGUCGCCUCUCGAUUUCCCACGCCGCUUCUUCCACCGAUCCUCCAUUUUUAUUCUCUGUCUCUCCUCCUUUUUGUUUGUUCCCUGUUUCUUCUUCUUCAUCUUCUUCAGUUGAUCAGAAAAAAUGCCGUCGAACAACCUGCUUCUGGAGGAGCCUAUCAGGAUGGCUUCCAUCCUCGAACCCUCAAAGCCUGCUUUCUUCCCUGCGAUGACGAAGCUUGUGGGGACGCUGGGUCCGAAAUCGCGGUCUGUGGAGAUCAUCUCUGCGUGCCUCAAGGCGGGAAUGUCUGUGGCACGGUUUGAUUUUUCCUGGGGCGAUGCAGAGUUUCACCAAGAGACAUUAGAAAAUCUGAAGAUGGCUGUCAAAAGUUCGAAGAAGCUUUGUGCAGUUAUGCUAGAUACUGAGGGUCCUGAGUUGCAAGUCAUCAACAAAAGUCAGCAUACCAUUCCACUUCAGGCUGAUUCUUUUGUUGUUCUAACGCCGGACCAAAGCAAAGAAGCCUGUUCUAGUUUACUGCCAAUAAAUUUUAAUGGAUUGGCAAAGGCUGUGAAGAAAGGAGACACUAUAUUUAUUGGCCAAUAUCUCUUUACAGGAAGUGAAACUACUUCUAUAUGGCUGGAGGUCACUGAGGUGAAUGGGGAAGAUGUUGUUUGUCUGAUAAAGAAUUCUGCUACCUUGUCUGUUUCAUUGUACACUUUGCAUGUCUCCCAAAUUCGUAUUAAUCUGCCUACUCUUACAGAUCAAGACAAGGAGGUUAUAAGCACAUGGGGAGUUCGAAACAAUAUAGACUUUCUCUCAUUGUCAUACACUCGGCAUGUGGAAGAUGUGCGCCAUGCCCGUGAGUUUCUUUCUAAGUUGGGCGACCUUCAGCAGACUCAAAUUUUUGCGAAGAUUGAAAACGUUGAGGGUUUAAUCCAUUUUGAUGAGAUCCUACGAGAAGCAGAUGGAAUUAUCAUUUCUCGUGGAAAUUUGGGAUUAGAUCUCCCACCAGAGAAGGUUUUUCUGUUUCAAAAGGCAGCUGCAUACAAGUGCAACAUGGCUGGAAAGCCUGUAGUGGUUACACGUGUUGUGGACAGUAUGACUAACAACCUGAGGCCUACUCGUGCUGAAGCAACGGAUGUUGCUAAUGCUGUAUUGGAUGGGACUGAUGCAAUUCUUCUAGGGGCAGAGACCCUGCGGGGAUUGUACCCUGUUGAGACCAUUUCCAUUGUUGGAAAAAUCUGCGCUGAGGCAGAAAAGGUUUUCAAUCAGGAUCUGUAUUUCAAGAAAGCUGUCAAAUUCGUUGGAGAACCAAUGACACACUUGGAAUCUAUUGCUUCCUCCGCGGUACGUGCAGCCAUCAAGGUGAAAGCAUCUGUUAUAAUUUGCUUCACUUCAUCUGGAAGAGCUGCGAGACUGAUUGCCAAGUAUAGGCCAACAAUGCCCGUGCUCUCCGUUGUUGUCCCUCAGCUCAAGACAAAUCAACUCCGCUGGACUUUUUCUGGUGCCUUUGAGGCAAGGCAAUCACUCAUAGUCAGAGGCCUAUUCCCCAUGCUCGCAGACCCUCGACACCCGGCUGAGUCCACAAGUGCUACAAAUGAAUCAAUUUUAAAGGUUGCUUUGGAUCAUGGCAAGGCCUGUGGAAUCAUAAAGUCACACGACCGUGUUGUUGUUUGCCAGAAAGUGGGUGAUGCAUCUGUGGUGAAGAUUAUUGAGCUGGAAGAUUAGAACUUGCAAUGUCCAAUAUUUCGGGCUAGUAGAAGCCAUCAGACAAGUUCUUAGUACCCAUCCCAUCCCAUUCUAGGGUUGCAUCACUUUUACUACAAAGGAGACUGUAUAGCAUUCUUAUAAUGGUGGAGUGAGGCAGCAUGUGAGAUUAACAGGCAUGCUGCACUCAGAAAAGUUGCUGUGUUGGUUUGUGGCUCCAUGGCUGUUGCCUUUUGCUGUUUCCUAGCGAUUCUAUUUUGUUCCCUUUCAUAUGCUUGCAUUGUGGUCAAAUAGUUACGUGAGUUAUGGUUACAAAGUAGGAAUGCAAAUUAGAUGGGCAAAUAAUUUUGGAUGCAUUAGUUCAAAUGACAUUAAUUCAUUGGGACCAUUUCUGUUAAAGUUUAAGAGCAGCCUAUUUGGGGGCUUAUUAGUAGAUAUUAUUUAUUGUGAUGUUAAUUGCCACUAGUAUUUAGUACUGUACUAGUAAAUUGUUUUUCUAUUUUGAUUUCUCUCGAGAACUUUUUGCUA
Messenger RNA from Malania oleifera, 2347 nucleotides. RefSeq names its product pyruvate kinase 1, cytosolic-like. The record is from RefSeq and is a predicted model, not a curated record. The transcript is spliced from 17 exons. The coding region runs from base 257 to 1840 and encodes 527 amino acids. Gene Ontology annotation, cellular component: cytoplasm. Gene Ontology annotation, biological process: glycolytic process. Gene Ontology annotation, molecular function: magnesium ion binding; pyruvate kinase activity; potassium ion binding. NCBI's taxonomy places the organism in Eukaryota, Viridiplantae, Streptophyta, Magnoliopsida, Santalales, Ximeniaceae.